Messenger RNA from Eucalyptus grandis, 2028 nucleotides. Its product is annotated as protein EDS1L. Gene Ontology annotation, biological process: lipid metabolic process; defense response. The record is from RefSeq and is a predicted model, not a curated record. The coding region runs from base 256 to 1251 and encodes 331 amino acids. Lineage: Eukaryota; Viridiplantae; Streptophyta; Magnoliopsida; Myrtales; Myrtaceae. The transcript is spliced from 3 exons.
UCAACAAGCAAAUUUCUGCAGGGGGUAAAGCUCCCGCGGAAGAGCCUACCCAUAUACACUUCAGAUCAUGGAGAGAUAUGUCGGCAUCAAACCGCAAGUGAUCAAGAAAGCCGUGUCUGUAUCCAUCGAAGCUCAUAAGAGCCUGGGAAGCCGUGUCUCGUUGAAAGGAAGGUCCCCGGUAGCCCUUCGCAGGUCAUCGUGGCCUUCCCUGGAUCUUGGUCUCUGGACGACUGGUUCGUCGGAGACAGCGAAGCCAUGCCUUUCGGAGAGACCAAGAUCGACACCAAAAGGUUCCGGUCUCUCAAAAGCAUCGGCAAGGAUGUGGUCGCCACGGUCAGCGAGGCAUUCAUGGCAAGAUUCCUACGCAUUCUGGAUGACAGAAGUACGUUCCGCGCAGAGGUGACAAAGGCGACGGAGAAGAAUAAGCAAAUAAUAUUUGCAGGCCAUUCGUUGGGUGGUCCAAUCGCGAUGUACGCAACUGUUUGGUUUCUUGAGGAAUAUGCUAGAUCAAACAAGAAGCAGACUUCCCGUCCUCUCUGUUUGACAUUCGCAUCCCCGCUUACAACCGAUCUCACCUUUUGCCAUGCCAUCCGGCGUGAGGGUUGGUUUGAUUGCUUUGUCCACUUCGUUAUGAAACUUGACAUCGUUCCCAGGAUUCUACUCGCUCUUCACUAUUCCGCAGCAGAGUUGCUGCAAGAAAUUCCCCGUUUCUCCAACCCGCAUCACAAAGCCGACAAGGCAAAAUUGGCUUUGUUAUUUGCGAAUGUGAUGAAGAAUGCAUCAUGCGUUGCAAGCCAUGCAGCUUGCGCACUGACGGAAAGCAAACAUACGUUAUUUGACACCAUGUCUAGAUUUAUCAAGCUAAGCCCUUACAGACCAUGCGGUAAGUACGUCUUUUGCACUGAGACCGACAGGUUGGUGGUCGUGAAGAACCCAGACGCGGUUCUUCAAAUGUUGUUUCACUCUUUACAGAUUGGGUCUGACACGGAGCUUCAGGACACAGCAGUGGCAAGCUUGAAGGCACACUGGAGAUAUAAAGAUACAUUACGUAAAAGCUCGGACAUGUACAAUGUAGUUUGUUUGGAGAACCUCCCAGAAUUACCUCUCAGCUCAGACAAUACUACAGAUAUUGGUGCCGCAUUAAGCGACCUCAAUCUGUGCAUACCGGCAAGGCUGUGUCUUCGUGCUGCUGGAGAGUCAGAGAAGCACAAAGCGGAUAACCAAAGGUCUUAUGCAAGAAGGAUGCCAUAAAGAAGGCUCUCAGAAAACUAGACGACUAUCGGACCACAUGCAAGACUGAUGGCAUGGGAUAUUAUGAUGCUUUCAAGAUGCAAGAGGAGGAGGAAGAUUUCAAGGCCAAUGUAAAGAGACUCGAACUGGCAGCCAUGUGGGAUGAGAUUAUCGAAAUGAUAAGACAAGAGCAGCUCCCAGAUAAAUUUGAGGCAGAGAGAGAAUGGUUGGAGCUCAGCACGCAGUUUCGCCGACUUGUGGAGCCAAUAGACAUAGCCAACUACUAUCGACACUUGAAGAAUGAAGAUGCAGGUCCUUACAUGACCAAAGGAAGGCCAAGACGGUACCACUAUCCACAAAGAUGGCGAGAACAUGCUGAGCAAUUAGAGAGGGAUUCAAGUGGUGAAUCCUGCUUUUGGGCCGAGGUGGAGGAGCUCAACGUUGCAAUUGCCAACAAGAAACCAUGGAAAGAAAUAGAGAACAGGGUUUUGACUUUGGAGAAGAACCUAAGAAAAUGGUAUGAUAAAAAGGAGGUGGAUAAGGAUGUGUUCUUAGAAAAGAGCACACUGGUAAAGUGGUGGCAUACUCUUCCUGAUUACCAUAAGGCAAAUUCCUGCAUCAAAGAACUCAUUCCAAGCUUGAAAAGCCAGACCCAGCAACAGGCUGGCAUCGACUAAAGAGGAGUCCUUCCCGUUUUCAGUUAUUUUCUCUUUACAGUAGAUGUUUUCAAUGAAAUAAAUUACCCUUCAAAAAACAGGAGCGAAUCUCUGAAAUCUUCUUCAUGUCCCUGAAGAUCCU